GCUGUCCGGGCGUCUUGCGGUACUAGGGUCUCGGGUAGGCGGGCCUGGGCUCGGGUCCGCGUGCACGAGGGGCAUUUUCGCGGACGAGUGAAGGGGUGGUGGCCGCAGGUAGGCAGGGCAGUCGGUAAGCCGCCGUUGGGUGGCUGUUCACCACGUAUUUUCGUCGGCGGGCGGACUGCGAGCUGCGUGGCGCCAUGGCCGUCGAGUGGGAGAGUAAGCAUCUCCGGCUGUACCUGCGAGCCCUGGGCUUCGACAGGACGGCCGGCAUCAGAGGCCUGCAACCGAGAAAGGACAUCUUUUGUAACAGAAGCAACAGUGGGUUUCAUGCCAUUGUCCUCUUCUUGUUUACUAAGCUGGAUCCGGCCCGUGCAGCAGAAACAUUCAGAGGCUGUCACUUUCUGGUAGGAGGCUUUACAAAUCCUGAAUUUAGGAAAAAGUGCUGUAAGUGGCUAAAAGAAAUUUUGAAAGAACACCGAGGCUGUUUUCCACAAAUUACACCUUCUGCACUUAUGGUUCCUGCUGGUCCUAAAUUUAUCCACCUAUUGUAUCAGUUUGCAAGACGUGUAGUGGUUGAGAACAUGAAAAUUAACUCUGUAGGCACUGAUAUACCUUUUGCUGAAGCUGUAGAGUUGAUGCCCAAGGAUACGUACAUGGCAAAUGCAAGAUGUAGAGUUGCAUACAAUAAACUUCUGCAGAUUUUGCAAAAGGAAGAUUUUGUUAUUCAAGAAUAUGAGAAGAAAGCACAAUCUUUAAUUGAAGAAAUAAACCAGAUACAGUCUGAGUAUACAGCCCUGCAGAUACAGUUUUACAAGAUGAAACAAAAUGACCAAAACAAAAAUAACAGAACUGAGAGAAUUCAAAAGGUCCGUAGUAUGUGGACAUGUAUAAUGGAAAUGCUUGCAUCUCUGCAAAAGGAAAAGGCAGUUGUAGAUUCUGUACUUACUGUACUCAGAAGUGGUAGUCGUCGGUGCAUUUUAGAUGGAACUAAUGCUGUUGUCAGAGUUCCACAGCUGUUGGCUCACAGAGUUGAAAGUCACGUGCACCAGGUUUGUAUAGGAAAUGUAUAUGAAGCUGAAAAACUGAAUUUCUUAACAGUCAUUCAGUUAUUAAAUGAAGCCCUGAGGAUAUUGAGAGAUGAACAUUGUCAAGCUGAAUUAAAACAAGAAAUUCAGGUCACUGAGAGGAAGAUUAUGCUCCACAGAAAAGCACUACUGAGUUUGCAGGCAAACAGGAUAAAAGUAGAGCAACAGCAUUGUGUGUUGAGUGAAUCUGUUUCUAGAGAACAGGAAGACUGGGAAGUGAAGUGGAAAAGCUUUCUUGGCUCCUUGUCUCCUUUGAAUUUAAACUUAGAUUCAGAACUUGGUCCAUCAGAAGCUUUGCAAGCCCAUUGUUUUAGUCUUGCAGAGGAAAAUGAGGAUAGUAUCUUUCAUCGGCCUCUAGUGUCAGUUCCAGAUGUUCGUGACUCUAAUCAUGGAAAAUGUGGAGAGAAAGAUGAUGGAGCAUUGGAAACUAUGAUGGAUAAGUUAAUGCCACCACCAAGAUGCCCCUUGCCCCCAGGGAUCUCUUCAGUGCCUUUGGAGUUGUCAAAAGUAUCUGAAAACAGAGACAUGUUAAUUGAAAAGAGCUUGCAUAUGCAAACUUGCAAGGGAGAAAAAAAACCUGUGCCUCUGAAGAUGUUAAAAAAUGGAAAGGAUAAGCCUGUCAUUUCAGAAAUGUGGGAGAAUGCAGGUGGUCGUGUUACCCAGAUGGAGCCUUCUGCCAAAAAAGACGACCUUCUUGAGAGAGCCAGAGAUGAACUGGCAGAAGAGGUUGCAAAAAGAGUGGUAUCUGAGUCACCUCAGAGUACUGAAGGAAAAGAAAUGGCAUUAGAGGAUCUUAUUAGCUCACUGGCUUUUAACCCAUUUUUAACAAGGAAACAAAUUCCCCGAACUCCAGAAAAUCUGCUUACUGAAAUUAGAAGCUCAUGGAGAAAAGCUAUCGAGACUGCAGGCUCAUCAGAUAUAGAGCUGGCCCCAACUGAAGUAAUGGUAGAAGCUCCAAUGGAUGCUCAGACUAUAAUGCAGAAGGCAUCAGACUCUAGAUUAGUGUGCUCUAUCGCUGCAUCUGCUGUACCUGACUUGGAUCCUCCCUUGUCAGAAAGGAAGUUGCAGUUAAGUUCUACAGAAUUUAGACUUCAAGAGCAGAUGAGGAUCAUUGAAUCUCCACUUUUGGAAACAUGUGGUAUGCGAGAGAGAGAGAGAACUGAAGAACAGGAAUUAAAAUGUAUUGUUUUGAACCAAAGUUUAGUAGAAGAUCCAGUAGUACAGACUCUUCAAUAUGUAAAGACAAACAUGAACACUCCAGAUAUUUGUUCAGAAAGCAAUAGUAGAACGAAUGCUCUACCUUCAGACCACUUUUGGGGUUCCUUAAAGGAUGGGAUACUGCACUGGAAUUUAUCUUCAUUGUUAAGUUCUGUCAGUCAUGAAGCUGCCAGCUUGGGGAUAUUGGAUGAGACAUUUCCAGAAGAACUUUGUAGCAUAGAUCCCGACAAAUCUACAAGCAUAGACUCUGAUUUUGAUGUAAGUGACAGCAUAUAUGUAACAGGUGCUUCAGAAAAUAGGAGUGGUAUUAAAAAAUCAAAUCUAGAUUUACAGUCCCUGUUAAACAGGUAUAAAAUGCUGAAAAAGACUGCAUCUAGAAGUGAAGAGGAGCUGCAUCAAACAUAUGAUGAAGGUGAAUCUGUGAGUUGUACAUUAGACCUAAGUCUUGCAUCAGAAAAGAGAGAAAAAGAUAAAUUGUCCAAUCCACCAGAAGUUUUCUGCUUGGAUGAAGAAUUUACCAGGAGUCCAUCUCCAAUAUCUCUUAAUGAAAGAAAAUAUUCCUUGUCAUCUUUGCUGGUGCCCUAUCCACAUCUGGACAAAGCGGCAUCAAUUGUACAUGAAAUCCCAUUAAGCUUCAUACAUAAAUUGAAAGAUAAAGAGCUGUUGAAUGAGAACCCGGGUGGGAAGGAAUCAUCAUCAGGAUAGAAUUUGUACUCCAAGAGCAUAACCGUAAUAGCACUACAUGCUUAAGUGAACCAUAAGUGCAUCUUUUUCAGGCACUGCCUAGAUGGAGGAGUGUCCCUCCAUUCUAUUUUUGCAGAAACUGUAUUCCAGUCUCCUUUAAGAGUGUCAGCUGCCUGUUCUGGUUCUUCCAAUUUUAUGUCAUCCAGAGUAUCAUUUUGUGUAGCCCAUAUUUCAUGUACAGAACUAUCAAUAGCAGAUGUUGAGUAGGUGACAUGAUCCUAUAAAAUGGAAAGACAAAGUCUCAAAAUGGGAAAUGGUAAAAUCUUUGGAGUCUCUAUCUUGCCCCUAAUCCUCCCCACCCUGCCAAAAAAACCCAACCAAAUUUUGUAUUGGAUUCUUCUCUCCUUUUGAGACUUCUGGUUGACAUUGCCAUCGGCUCUACUGCUUGAUAGAGGCUGCCGUCUUCUUAUAAACUUCCACUGAAGUGCCUGUUUCUUUAGGCAUAUUACUGAGUAAAUGUUUUAUGCUAAAGUUGUAAAAAAUUAUGACUUGUGGUUAAUGCUACUUUAUUUUCAAAUAGUUGAUAUAUAUUUAUGACAUAGUGGUGUAAGUGAUAAUAUUGCUUAUGGUGGGGUGGGAAUGUAAAAGUUGAAGUUACAGUGGAUAAACUUACUGUAAAAGUACCGAACCCUUAACCUGAUGUGGUUACAGAGUUUUGAAGCAUUGCUAGGUAAAGUUGUUUUUCUGUUGUGGUUUAUCUUUCUCCUCCUUCCAAAACAGUUGCAAAUAGGUUUUAAGAAGAAUCUCCAGCUGUAUUUGACAUCUGAUAAAGCAGAAUUUGACAAGCCUUAUAAAAAGAGAUUUAUGUGGCUGAUUGUGGCAACUCUGAUGUGGCUGCUAACAUGUUAACAGCUAAGAAGCACUUCUUAAUAGGCCCUUUACGUGUUGAUCUAAUCAUGGUCAAACAGCUAGAGAAUAGAAAGGUCUGACAGCUAUUGGCUGUCUGGAACAAGGCCAGCUAUGUUCCUUGCAGACCUGGACUCUAGACCUUGGUGCUGGUGACUUCACAAAGGUUCCCCGGGUGACUGUCAAGCCUUUCAUGCUCUGGUUAGAAGACACUUGAAAGCAGGACCACAGAGCUCUGGUUGGGACGUUACCAGAGGAACCUGGACAUGCUCCUCCAGGGAAGGAGCCAGUCCGCUGGAAUGUGUAGUGCAGUCGGUACCAGUAGUGUGUGCUUUUUCACUGCUUCUGGAGGUUCCUGGAUCUUCUGACACAAGUGUCUGCAGGGACUGCUGCUGAAGAGUGUGGUUUUUUGGUGGUGGGUUUUUUUUGUUCUGCUAUAGAGCGUCUGCUGGGAAAGACCUGAUCCAUACUGUUUGUUUUUUUUAGCAAACAUGCCUCCUAUAUCCCCUGUACCUUUGCAUGCAGUUCCAUCCUUGAAGUGUGUUUGUCAACUGUGCUCCUGUGGGUAUGUAAAAGAGGCUGGGGGAAGGAGCUUGGAGUAGUCCUUACUUGGCUAGCCAGAUGCACUGCUCGUUAGGGCCACACUGUUAAUUACUGCUGUAAGUUCCGUAUGUAAAACUAUAAAUAAAGGUAUUUUAGGGCAUUGUUAAAGAUUUAAAAAGAAGUUUUCCCUCCAUUCUGCCUAUCCAACCAUGUGGUUCUUGUUUUUGUCAUAGGAGUAAAUAAAUGGCAGGGAGGCUUCCCAUUUCUCUUAGGUAGGUGGACUGCGUCUAUAAGAGUGUGGCCAAAAAGUUGAAAAGCAAUCUUGCUUUCAAAUGGGUGUUACUGGCUUUGAGUCUGUGUUUUAGUGUGAUACAAAGUGAUACUUCCUCUGUAAACAUGCUAAUUAUGGGAAACCACAGGACUAGAGCUUUACAAAUAGAAGUGAUGACUGAAAAUACCAAGAUUCAUUAGCAGUUUUGUUAGUGUCAGUCUUGUAAAUGUAUGGAAACUUCUCUUGAAAGCAAUGAUUAGCUUGAGGCCCUUCAGCAUAAUGUCCAUUCUCCCAUAUUUGCAGGUUAAGAAUAAAAAUAUUAUUAGGGGAAAAAAAAUUGACUCGUUCAGAUUACAUGCCUUAGUUUGUUUUAAAGCUACUAAAUAAUUAUGAAGAGUACAGAAUUCCUGCCCAGAGUUUAUAUCCAGCUGGUAUGCGUUUUUGUUAUUCAUCAUGAGUAAUAAGCACAUGUACUCAGAAAGAAAACCAGGAGAAAUGUUGACACCAAGGAGAAUAUAAACUGUAUUUUUUGAGUACUUUUAUCAAACUCUCUAUUUGUAAGGUACAAGUUCAUAUGGUCUCUCCAUUCCUCACUCUCUAUGUAUCAUUACUUUUAAGCGGUAUUUAUAUUUGUGCAUUUGAUGAACACAUCAUGUUAAUGGAAAUGUGAGAAGAGUAACAGUGAUUUGAUUAUUGUGUUAGAGGAUUGUGCUAUCAAGGACCUAAACAUGUACCAGUAAGAUCUUGAUUGAGAAGGAUCCUCUAGCUCCAAGUAAUGUACUAAAGUAUAGGUCUGUCUUUGAGGCUUGCAUUAAUCUUUCAGGUGCUAGAUGAGCUAUAAGGGUAGCUGAAUCCUACGGAUGUAGAUAAUAUAUUGAUCAUGGCCUGUCUUAAGAAAAAUUAAACUGGAUUUUGAGUUGCUACUGCA
Molecule: messenger RNA, 5632 nt
Organism: Phalacrocorax carbo (great cormorant)
Lineage: Eukaryota; Metazoa; Chordata; Aves; Suliformes; Phalacrocoracidae
Source: RefSeq, a predicted model, not a curated record